UUCUGAUAGUAACGGCAUUAGCCAUGGGUGAAACAUUGGCUAUGGCCCCAGAUCUCUUGAAAGGGAACCAAAUGGUGGCAUCAGUCUUUGAAGUGAUGGACAGAAAGACAGAGGUACUGGGGGAUGUUGGAGAAGAGCUGAUGACAGUGGAGGGAACAAUUGAGCUCAGGGGCGUCCAAUUCAGUUACCCAUCAAGACCAGAAGUUCUAAUUUUUAAGGACUUUAAUCUAAGAGUUCGCUCGGGGAAGAGUAUGGCACUAGUAGGGCAAAGUGGUUCUGGUAAAAGCUCUGUCAUCUCUCUUAUACUGCGAUUUUACGAUCCAACGGCUGUGAGAGUUAUGAUAGAUGGGAAAGACAUAAAGAAGCUCAAGAUCAAAUCACUUAGGAGACACAUUGGUCUAGUCCAACAAGAACCAACUCUUUUCGCCACAUCAAUAUACGAGAACAUUCUUUACGGAAAAGAAGGAGCCUCUGAAUCUGAAGUAAUUGAAGCAACAAAGCUUGCUAAUGCUCAUACCUUUGUCAGUUCGCUUCCUGAAGGCUACUCUACCAAAGUGGGUGAACGCGGAGUGCAACUGUCUGGUGGUCAGAGACAAAGGGUAGCCAUUGCCCGAGCUAUUCUCAAGAACCCAGAAAUCUUGUUAUUAGAUGAAGCCACUAGUGCUUUAGAUGUGGAGUCAGAGCGUGUGGUGCAACAAGCUCUAGAUAGAUUGAUGAAGAACAGGACAACAAUUGUGGUAGCACAUAGGCUGUCAACAAUAAAAAAUGCAGACCAAAUAUCAGUUUUACAUGAUGGGAAGAUCAUAGAACAAGGGACUCAUUCAUCACUUAUAGAGAACAAGAAUGGAGCAUACUAUAAGUUGAUCAACAUUCAGCAAUAG
Juglans regia (Persian walnut) is the source of this 881-nucleotide messenger RNA. Its product is annotated as ABC transporter B family member 10-like. The coding region runs from base 24 to 881 and encodes 285 amino acids. The record is from RefSeq and is a predicted model, not a curated record. Gene Ontology annotation, cellular component: membrane. Gene Ontology annotation, molecular function: ATP hydrolysis activity; ATP binding; ATPase-coupled transmembrane transporter activity. NCBI's taxonomy places the organism in Eukaryota, Viridiplantae, Streptophyta, Magnoliopsida, Fagales, Juglandaceae. The transcript has 2 exons.